Molecule: messenger RNA, 1132 nt
Organism: Linum trigynum
Lineage: Eukaryota; Viridiplantae; Streptophyta; Magnoliopsida; Malpighiales; Linaceae
Source: the annotation of a GenBank genome assembly
GCCUCUUCGUUUCCUCCGUCGCACGUGCCACACACACGUGGCCGUCACUCGUCCCCUCUCAUUCGUUAGUCAAAUCUUCGUUUCCAUCGCCAGCCACCUGGCCGAACUAACGCCAUCCAUCCAUAUCAAAACCCUCCCGGCUUACAAUCAAUCUACACUUCACUCUCUCAAUACAGCCAAUUUCGCCAUGGCCGCCUCCUUCUCCAUCUCCAGAACCUUCCUCGCCUCCUCCCCGGCAUCCGCUGCCACCGCCAAAGCCUUCCUCCUCCCGCCGGUCUCAACCCCCUCCGCCUCCUCACUCUCCUCCCUCAAAACCCUCCCGCUCCGACUGACCUCCAGAUCCAGACGAUUCUCCGCCACCAGAUCCACCGCCGCCGCGGUACCCUCAAUCUCCGCCUCGAUCUCCGUCGGCGACAAGCUCCCCGACGCCACGCUCUCCUACCUCGACGCCGACGACGAGGUCCAGACCGUCACGAUCUCGUCCCUCACCGCGGGGAAGAAGGCCAUCCUCUUCGCCGUCCCCGGAGCGUUCACCCCGACCUGCUCGCAGAAGCACGUCCCGGGGUUCGUGGAGAAGGCGGCGGAGCUGAAAUCGAAGGGAGUCGACACAAUCGCCUGCGUCUCGGUGAACGACGUGUUCGUGAUGAAGGCGUGGAAGGAGAAUUUGGGGAUUAAGGACGACGCCGGCUUGCUGCUGCUCUCCGACGGGAAUGGAGAUUUCACCAGGGCGUUGGGGGUGGAGCUGGAUCUGAGCGAUAAGCCGGUCGGGCUCGGGGUUAGGUCGAGGAGGUAUGCGCUGCUGGCGGAGGACGGCGUCGUGAAGGUGAUGAAUCUGGAGGAAGGCGGCGCGUUCACUUUCAGCGGCGCCGAGGAUAUGCUCAAGGCUCUGUGAGUGUGAAGCGGCUGAAGGGCGAGUGGGGGGACUUUUUUUUUUUACCGUUUUGGUCCUCUGUUAUUUCUAGUUUGUCUUCUUAGGUCCCGGAGUUAUUUUCGUUUUCUGUGCUGUUUGGUUCUGUUUGAGAUGAGGUAAUAAGAAUGAAACGGAAGGAUGGACUUGGAACUUUGUGUUUCCAAUUGAUUUUUUUUUUAUACUAGAAACAGAAACCACUCCUAAUUAACUAAGCGCAAUUCU